GAGGACACGAAGGAUAAAAGAGCGAUAAGGGAAUAGCCGAUAAGAGCUCCACCCAGUCUUAGAAAACAUGUAACUGACGUAGUAGCGGAUCGAAAUAGUUAACCUUUUUUUUAUUUUCCACUCCGAACACAAACACCCCCGCCUGCGCCCACAAGGAGCAACCGUCGCAAGAUGGACCACAACGAAAUCUCCAUGAGCAUGGACGUGAAGCUGGAUACACACGACAAGCGCCCAGUGGCACUGCGCUACAAGACGUGGACGCGCUGCCAGGUGAAAAUCGAGGCCAUUAAGUGCGUCCCCUGCUUUCUGCGGCUUAGUUUCCAGUCUCAAGAGACGGAGGCCCAAGACUCGCCUCCGGCCAAGCCCAUUAGCGUGUCAGUGAACGUUCCGGGCGUCAGUCUUAGUUUGGCCACCUCGCGCACCAAACAGUACUCUUAUGGGCUCUUUUGGACACAAAACCGCCGAGACUGCUUUAUAUACUUUGCUCUCGAGACGGAGACCUCUUGUCGGCGGCAUAUGAAGUGGAUGCGGAAGUCGAUCAAGAACCUGGAGCUUUACCGCCAGGUCUUUCUUGAGCAGCGCCGCCUCAGCAGGGGUCCUGGAGCUCUGGGUCCGCUGCCGAAUCUACCAGAGACCCUGGAUGCAAGUAAUCUCUCGCCUCGCGUCUCCCAGAUCUACGAGGAAAUCUUUGACGGUAGCCGCAUCUCCCGCGUCUCUAUCGCCUCAGGCAUCUACGAGGAGAUGAAGCCAUCGGUUAUGGAGAUCCCUUCACCGCCGCCUCUGCCUGCAAAUCCCCAUCGCCAGCGCAUCAAUACCUUUGAGUGCGCCCAACUUGGCGAUAUUCCGCGGUCUAACACCAAUCCCGAGUCGGAGCUGGCCCAGAAGAAGAAAUACAAGAGUAUGCUGGAUAGCUUAUUCGGAGGGGCACGUCAAAAGCGGGCCGGCAGCAUUAGUGAGCUGGUCCACGAAAACAACGAGGAGACAGUGCCGCUCUACGAGAACGCUCCAACCCCGGAGCCAGUGCUUCCAUUGAAGCGCACAUCGCAGAUCAACAAGUCCCAGCGCAACAGCUUCUCGAGUCCAGACCUUUCCAAACUCAAUUUCCUGGACACCUUCGGCGAGUAUCUCGGGGUGCAAAACCACGAGUCGAGCCUGGAGCUGAACAUAAGUCUUGAUGAGUCGGCCAUUGAACCGAUUUCGCGGAAAGACAUUGUGGAGCAAAUCACAAGCCAACUAAUCAAAGCCGAUUCCCUAGAGAGCCUGAACGUUUCCGAGCAACUGCCGCACAACUUCAACUUUUCCGCAUGCAACACCUCUACCAUCAAUCUCAUCGGAUCCCACGGAGCUGUUCCGCCGAGUAAUCUGGUGAAAAAAAACAAGAUUCUGGAGGACGACCUAACCGGGUACUGUGUGAUGGCGCCCAUAUUAAAGGCUGCGGUAAAGGAACUGCCACCGCAGCCGGGCGGCAGCACGGUCUCCACUUCGUCCGGCUAUUCCACGGGCUCCUACUGCUCCUCCACCAGCAGUUGCAAUACCGAGGACCAGCCCACCAAGACGCAGGUGGCCAACGAGAGCGACAUUUACAUAGCUAUGCAUGGCAGCUCGUUCAACAGUACCGUGGGAGCUGCUGCAGCAGGAUUUGCGGAGCAUCUCUACGAGAACUUGUUGGCUGUCAAGGCUGCUCAAGAGCUGGAGGCGCAGCCGCUCGGCUUCGGACUAAGCACGAGCACACCCACCGAAUCCCCACUGGCGCCAGCUUUGCCGCAGAAGGGAACGCCCAAGGAGAAGAUAUGCGAGCAGAAGCCAGAGGAGGAGGACUACUACCAGACACCGAGGAAGUCGAUCAUCAGUGUGGACGACAAGAUACCCUCCUACUAUCCCAACAGCUGCGACACCCUCAAGUCGAAGCGACGCAGUCCCACCGAGCAUGGACCGAGUCUCAGGCACUUGGUUAGUUCUAAGAUGCGGCGGGAGCGGAAGGAGAACCUCUACAUUUCAUCGCCCCAGCAGAUAAUCGAACAGCGCCACAAGGCGGCCUCCAUUUCAUCAUCAUCAGUAAAGACUAAGAUUACAACCAAGAAGACUGCCGCCCACAAGAUCUCCGAGAGCGUUUAUGCCGUCACCCAUCCAGUGAAGCGCCCGAACAGCACAAAUAGCAACAAUUCCCACCAAAGCAACAACAAUAAUAACAAUGAAGGCGUGGAUGACGAGCUUCUGCACCUGACUAUGCUAAAGAAAAUUGAUUUUAAGUUCGACGACGGACAACUGGCCGAGGACUGUGGCCAGGCGAAAGCUGCGCCUGUUGUGCCCGCAACCGGAUCCCUUGCACAGCCAAUGAUGGACAGGGAGUACGAGGAUCGCUUUCAGGCGGCCGAGCAGGCCACGCGCCUUCUGCAAAAGUACGCCACGCUAGCCAAAUUCGGGCAUUCGCCGAGCAAGUCCAAACCGGCGUCAGCUCAUCCUGAGCCCGUGAUGCAGUCUGUGGCUACGUCCAACGAACUGCAGCCGCAGGGAGGCAGUAUGAAGAAGUUUGCAUCAUUGCCGCGCUUUAAGAAAAUUGACUUCUCCCCGCUGAAGAUAAGAUUAAACAACGUCCUGCAGCGGAACCCUCCCUCGCCGCAGCAGUAGCCGCUUUUUCUUCAAUUUUCGCAUGAAUGUUGAAACCUUCGCUGUGGAAACACAAAGCUUUUUAUGUCUUUUGCUUAUUUUUGUUGUAGGUUCUUGUGAAUGUGAUCUGCCCACCAAUUUUGUGUUAGUUGGACAAUGUCAUCGGCUUAUUAUUAUGUUAUCCGAGUAUGUAAUACGCUUUCCCAAAAUCCAUUUAGUCUUAAGCCUUAUACUUAGUUUAAACUUGCUUUGUCAGAGUUCUCUAACGAAUCAUAUCCGGCUCCAUUUGGGGAGCCCCCUAGUAUUACUUUUGUGAACUAACAAUGUGUGUCUAAGAUUUAUACAUAUGAAUAUGCUCAAUUAUGAAAAUUUACAAAAACGCUUUUAUACGAAUUAAAUGAAUAUUGUUGACUCA
Messenger RNA from Drosophila ficusphila, 3022 nucleotides. RefSeq lists its product as uncharacterized. The coding region runs from base 172 to 2628 and encodes 818 amino acids. The record is from RefSeq and is a predicted model, not a curated record. Lineage: Eukaryota; Metazoa; Arthropoda; Insecta; Diptera; Drosophilidae. The transcript has a single exon.